AUGCUCGCUCCGGCGCUGCUGGCGCUGCUGCUGGGGCUGCUGCUGGGCCCCGCGCUGCCGGCCGGGCCCCCGGCCCUGCGGAGCGCUUUGGGUAUCCCUGCUCCCUGCCGGCUGUCCCGGGCUGAGUCGGAGCUCAGGUGCCGUGUCCCAGGGGGGAAGCUGUGCAGUGACAGAGGCAGCUGUGAGUGUGGAGUCUGCAUCUGCCAAGUGACCGAGGCCGGCAAAUACUACGGUCCCCUCUGCGAGUGCCACGACUGGGUGUGCGAGACCUACGACGGGAAAAUCUGCGCAGGCCAUGGAAAGUGUGACUGUGGGAAGUGCAAAUGUGAUGAAGGCUGGUACGGUGAAGCUUGUCAGUAUUCAACUACUUGCAAUCUUACAAGGAAGAAAAGCAAUGAAAUGUGCAAGAAUUCUCAAGAUAUCAUCUGUUCUGGUGCAGGCACAUGUCAGUGUGGCAGGUGCCAAUGUGCUAACUCAGAAGAAAAUGGACUGGUAUAUGGCAAAUUUUGUGAAUGUGAUGACAGAGAAUGCAUUGAUGAUGAAACAGGAGAGAUUUGUACAGGCCAUGGAAAGUGUUACUGUGGAAACUGUUACUGUGAGGCUGGUUGGCAUGGAGAUAAAUGUGAAUUCCAGUGUGACAUCACCCCCUGGGAGAUCAAGAAGAGAUGCACAUCCCCAGAUGGCAAAAUCUGCAGCAACAGAGGCACAUGUGUAUGUGGGGAAUGUACAUGCCAUGAUGUGGACCCAACUGGUGACUGGGGUGAUAUUCAUGGAGAUACUUGUGAGUGUGAUGAAAGAAACUGCAAAGCAGUGUAUGAUAGAUAUUCUGAUGACUUCUGUUCAGGUCAUGGACAGUGUAAUUGUGGAAGAUGUGACUGUAAAGAAGGAUGGACUGGGAAAAAGUGUGAACAUCCACAUUCGUGUCCAAUGUCAGUUGAAGAAAGUGCUAAGAAAUGUCAAGGAAAUUCCAAUUUACCUUGCUCUGGAAGAGGGAGAUGUGAGUGUGGCCAAUGCACUUGUUUCCCUCCAGGAGACAACAGAGUUCAUGGCAAAAACUGUGAAUGUGAUGAUCGACAGUGUGAAAAUGCAGAUGGCGAUGUCUGUGGGGGCCAUGGUAUCUGCUCAUGUGGCCGAUGCAUUUGCCAGGAUGGGUGGUUUGGAAAGUUGUGCCAGCACUCAAGGAAGUGCAACAUGACGGAGGAGGAGAGCAGAAGUCUCUGCGAGUCGGCGGAUGGCAUACUGUGCUCCGGGAAGGGUUCCUGCCACUGUGGAAAGUGCAUCUGUUCACCCCAGGAAUGGUACAUUUCGGGUGAUUUCUGUGAAUGCGAUGACAGAGACUGUGACAAACACGAUGGUCUCAUUUGCACAGGUAACGGUGUUUGUAGCUGUGGAAACUGUGAGUGCUGGGAAGGAUGGAAUGGAAAUGCUUGUGAAAUCUGGCUGGGGAGAGAAUACCCGUAAUGGAGGAUGUCAAAGAUUGUGGAGGGUUUUUUUGUUUGUUUUUCCUUAGGCUGCUAGGACAUUUAAUUUCAGAAGUAUCUGGGUGUGGGUAUGCAUGAACGCACACAUACAUGGUUGUAAAUACCUUAGAACGCAUUUGAGGAUCUGCUCCUUAAAGAAAUGUAUCAGAAAACUAAGCAAGGGAGCACGACAGCCCAAGCUCUAGAGGGCGAAGUCAUAAAAUACUGGCCCUAUGGAACUUCUCCAGAGAUUUUUUUGUAAAUUCAGUGGAACUGAUAUUAUACCUGUAAUGACUAUUUCUUUGAGCAACCUGAGGCAAAGGUAUAAGAAGACCCUUUUUUUAACAUUAUUUACUUGGUUGUCAUGUCUCCUUGUCAGUAUGCAACAAUUCACCUGUAGAAGAGUAGCACUGGUGGAAUAUUGUCAAAUAAUUAGUUUGAUUUGUAUUAUGGUAUUUGAAAAAUACAUUAUUUGGUCUUUUUCUUUCCAACAGUCCUGAUUAUAAACCAACUCAUAAAUUGAGAGAAAAUAUUAUAGAUAUAAUAUUAAUGAUUUUUUUAUUUGGUCAGUUGUGUAACUGAGGUCCAAUUACGUGACAGACCCAAAAUGUUUGAAUGGGAACUUUUCCACAGGAGAACUUUUAGUUUCUGUGGUUGAUAUGUCCGAAAGUUGGUUAUCUAAUCUACAUAUUGCAAUACUUUAAAAUACAUAACGUAUAGAAACAUAUGGAGCGAAACUAAUAAACAUAUAAAAGUA
Messenger RNA from Melospiza melodia melodia, 2217 nucleotides. RefSeq names its product integrin subunit beta like 1 (gene ITGBL1). Bases 1 to 1461 code for a protein of 486 amino acids. Gene Ontology annotation, molecular function: integrin binding; amyloid-beta binding. Lineage: Eukaryota; Metazoa; Chordata; Aves; Passeriformes; Passerellidae. Gene Ontology annotation, cellular component: cell surface; integrin complex; focal adhesion. The transcript is spliced from 11 exons. Gene Ontology annotation, biological process: cell migration; cell-matrix adhesion; cell adhesion mediated by integrin. The record is from RefSeq and is a predicted model, not a curated record.